Cervus elaphus (red deer) is the source of this 6148-nucleotide messenger RNA. It is a transcript of the gene TXNRD3, whose product is annotated as thioredoxin reductase 3. Lineage: Eukaryota; Metazoa; Chordata; Mammalia; Artiodactyla; Cervidae. The record is from RefSeq and is a predicted model, not a curated record. The coding region runs from base 3727 to 5442 and encodes 571 amino acids. Gene Ontology annotation, cellular component: mitochondrion; cytosol. Gene Ontology annotation, biological process: cell redox homeostasis; cellular response to oxidative stress; glutathione metabolic process. The transcript has 14 exons. Gene Ontology annotation, molecular function: flavin adenine dinucleotide binding; glutathione-disulfide reductase (NADPH) activity; thioredoxin-disulfide reductase (NADPH) activity.
UAUUGGAAUUUCAGCUUCAACAUCAGUCCUUCAAAGAAUAUUCAGGACUGAUUUCCUUUAGGAUGGAUUGGUUGGAUCUCCUUGCAGUCCAAGGGACUCUCAAGAGUCUUCUCCAUUAUUUUGCUUAUUGGAUAUUUGGAUUACUGUUUUUCAUCAAAUCUGGGAUAUUUGGGGGCAUCUCUUCAAAUAUUAUUCUUGUACUUUAUUUCCUCUGUCUCUUACUGGUAUUCACACCAUCUGUAUGUUGUGCUUCAUGCCGGCCCGUUUCCCCCUAGGCUUCUGUCCUUUAUCUUUUCCCUCUGUGGCAUGAGGCUGCACACUCUCCGCUGAUGUCCUCAGUUCUGCAGCUCGAGUCUACUGUUGAGACACCACAAUUUUGACUGUAGGCAUUGCACUUUCCCAUAAUUGCUUCAUACCCAGCUGGUUCCUGUCUAUAAUUCCUGUCUUUUUAUUGGUGUUUCCACCGGGUGAGACAUUGCCCUCAUGCUUCUGCAUGUAUCUCCUGAAGCAUAGUUUUCUCAAGCUCCUUGAACGUACUUACACGGGUGACUUUGCCUGUUCAUUACACUGUCUGGGCCUCUCAGAGGCAGCUUCUCCCGCUUUCUUCUUGUGUGUGGACCCACGGUCCUGUUUCUUUGUGUUUCUGGUCAUUUUUCUGUUGAAACCAAGGCCUUUCUGGUAAUGCAUUAUAGCCGCUCUAGACCCUACAACCAUCCUUCUCUGUGGCCAGUUUUUGCUUGUGUAUCUCUUAUGGAUUAUUUUCAAGAAGUCUGUUUCCACUCCUUGGAGAUGUGGCCUUGGGUCUGUGCAGCCACUCUGGGGUGACAAGGGUUUGCUGGCUGUCUGUGUUACACUGUCUGACUCUCUCAGCGUCAUGCCUGGGUGUUACACUCCUCUGAUUAUGGCUCAGAUGCUCUGCUUUCCUGACAGCGCCCUGGGGUGUAAAUUGUCCUGUGUUGUUGUUGUUCAGUCGCUCCAACUCUGUGACCCCAUGGACGGCAGCACGCCAGGCUUCCCUGUCCUUCACCAUCUCCCAGAGCUUGCUCAAACUCGUCUGUUGAGUCAGUGAUGCUGUCCAACCAUUUCAUCCUCUGUCGUCUCCUUCUCCUCCUUCCCUUAUCUUUCCAGUGAGUCUGUUCUUCACGCCAGGUGGCCGCCAGCCAGGGCCCCUCUGCAGCGGUCGUUAUUGAGCAGAUUUGCAGUUUGUUCUUACCCUGGCAAGACCGUUCUCCAACGUCUCCUCCUGGCUUUCUGCUGACUGGCAGCCACAAUUUAGCCUGCUGUCAGGAGCGAGCCACCAGCAUCCUCUGACUCAGUCACACCAUCUCCGCUGUCUCAGCUGUAGGCGUGAGCUGCCCCGCAGUCCAUGUCAGAGGAUCAGUUUCUUAGGGUGGAGUUCGGCGCUCUCUAAUCUUGUGGUUUCCCCCUUGCCCCGAGUGGCCUCUGAGACCUCACUCCAGAGGUGGGGUGCGGACCCACUUCCCUUGGGACAGCCUGCUUUAUGAGCGGCUCUGGUAGGGCAGUAGCCUCUGGUCUCCUUGGCUUGCCUCUCCCAGCCCGGAGCCCUGCCCUGCCAGUGGGCUGGGCAGCGUGAUCAGGGCCCUGCCGUUUUCGCCUGGGACAGAAACUCUGAGCUAUGAAUGAGGUGGUGCAGGAGGGGAGCUUUCCCUUGCUGCCACAUUCACCAGUAAUACAGCCUCUGCCACUCGGACCUGAGCGAUAGAAAUGGCAACGGCCCAGCCUUGGGGCGGCUGGGAUCCCGGAGAACCGGGCACCUCAACUCCUCGGCCACGGCCACCUGCAGUGGUGCCUCCAUCACGCUCGGGCGGGUCCCUCAGGCUCCCCGCUCUUACUGACAUCUAGUAGAUUCUCUUAAAUACGCGUUGCCUCAUUUGCUGUGUGCCCUCAACUUUGAGAGACUUCAGUGGCCCUUUUUAAUCAGCUCUCACCAGCCGUGGACAUCUGCCCGGGGCAGACCGGCCAAGACCCUCGCGCCUCUGUCCUGGAGCCAGAGCCUGGAAGCCAGGCUUCCCCUCGAGGGCUCAGGUCUCUGAAGGGCAGGAAUCCUGCUGACGGUGGGCUCCGACCUCAGUGGCGGCAACUGGAGAGCCCCCAGGAGGUGACUGAGAAUGUCCCGUGGAAGGUCUUGCCGGCUCAGGAGAUCAACUGUGGGGGACUGGACAAAGGAGCCCGCUCCAUGCCGAGCACUGUGGAGACUUAGGGAGUAGGUGUGGGACAGGAAGAGGCUGCAGGAGGGGGUCUGAAACUCUCGGUAGUCACGGACAAGCUCCUGGUGACGCCCCCUGCUGGCCCCCCCUCUGAGUGGCAGGGCCCAGGGCUUUGUGUUCAGGCAGCUGGUGAAUGGUGACAGGGCGGGCAUCCGCCUCCCCUCCGCUCAGGCAGGGAGGGUGUCCUGUAUGUUGAGUAUGUGGAACAAUGGAUGAGCCAUCCUAGGUGUGUGAUGGUUGAAUGGUUUAAUGACUGUUGAAAGAAAACAGAGAGGAAAAGGCAUGUGGACACAGGUGGAUUCGGUGGGGGGCAGGCUCCACGUGAGGUGUCCGGGGUCACCCAGCUGCAGAAAUGCUGCUUGUCUUGAGUUCCAGAAAAGAGGUUUGAGUGAAAGGUACAGAUCUGGAAGUGAGACAGCAGAUUGUAAAAGAAGGGAAGGGGCGGACUGAGGUCAUUCUGGGAAGGUGCUCCGAGAACAGGAGAAAACGUGGUCCGAGGCUCGCAUUCCUGAAGGGCAUGUCUGAGCGUCCCUGCUGCUUUGCCCACACUUCAUAGCUGUGUCUGGUCUCUGCAAGAGGAGAACACAGGUGCAUUUUCCUUGCAGGUUAAAGAGCUCUUUUCUUCUCUGGGAGUUGACUGUAACAUCUUGGAACUUGAUCAAGUUGGUAAGUAGGUAGAACGGUUUGUACCUGUUGUUUGUAAUCAGCGCCCACAAGAUUGACUUCUUUCCUUGUAUUGCCUUGUUCAGUUCAGUUUGCUCCCGUCUCUUUGGGUUCAAAGAGCUGAUUUCACCUACCUGCAAGCUGAACCCCGCAGAAGAUGAACCUGUAUGUGGAAAUACUUUGCGUGGAUUUUUUGCGUACAGUGUCUGCAUUUGAGGGGGGAGUGGAAGGCAGCCAUAUAAGGUAGUGCUGGCGGUCCUCAGGCGUGUCUGCCCGCUGUCCAGCAGCCUAGAGGACAUUGUAACAGAACGAGGCGAAUUUGCCCGUCUCCUGAGCGCAGCCCCAGGAGGGCAGGCGCACCAGUGUUCCCGCUUUCCUGCUUCUGAAUCCCAUGCACUUUCCACGGGUGUGCGUGGAGAACAAAAAGCCCAAUCUCUGCCUUCACGAAACUCCACCCCUCUCUUUAGCCAGGUCGCUUUAAUAAGUGAAAUGCCCUUGAAUCUUUGAGACUUUGCUGAAGAGUUUACCACAUGGGGAGCCUGAAGGACUGAGGGCCCGGUUCAGUUUUUAGGAGUGGAGGGUGUGUUUUGGACUAUGAGCAUGAAGAUUUUUUCAACUGUAAUUGUUGGACGUAUUUUCUGUGUUACCACCAUUAGAGCAUAUAUCAUGUUUGUUCUUUAAAGACGAUUCUUAUCUGUCUCUGCCUGGCCAGUGGAUUAUAGAUCAGAUUCUAAUUUGAAAGUGUUCAUUUUGAAAGGAGUCAGGAGUCUGCUCUUUCUUCUGUACAGCUCCCUUUGAACCCCUGAGUCAUCGCUUCGUGACGCCGACGACGCGCAUGUGGGCAUCUGAGUGUCGCAGCACUUCAGCUCGGCUUGCAGCGCCUCGGAACCUUGGCGGAGUCUUAACGUCUUUGAUCUUUUAUUCCUUAGAUGAGGGGGCCAGUGUCCAGGAGGUUCUCUCAGAGAUCACCAACCAGAGGACUGUGCCCAGUAUCUUUGUGAAUAAAGUGCACGUGGGUGGUUGUGACCACACUUUCCAGGCACAUCAGAGUGGUUUAUUGCAGCAGCUCCUCCAGCAGGAUCCAGCGUACGACUACGACCUCAUCGUCAUCGGUGGGGGCUCUGGGGGCCUCUCGUGCGCUCAGGAAGCCGCCGUCCUGGGGAGGAAGGUCAUGCUGCUGGACUUUGUGGCCCCAUCCCCCCGCGGCACGUCCUGGGGUCUUGGGGGCACGUGUGUGAAUGCUGGCUGUAUCCCGAAGAAGCUGAUGCACCAGGCCGCGCUGCUAGGGCAGGCGCUGACCGACUCCAGGAGGUUCGGCUGGGAGUACAGUCAGCAAGUGAAGCACAGCUGGGCCACCAUGACUGAGGCCAUCCAGAGCCACAUCGGCUCACUGAGCUGGGGCCACCGGCUGGCUCUGCGGGAGAAGGCAGUGACCUACGUCAACUCCUACGGGGAGUUUGUUGAGCACCACAAAGUCAAGGCAACCAAUGAAAAAGGACAGGAGGCGUUUUAUACCGCUGCAAAGUUUGUCAUCGCGACAGGAGAGAGGCCGCGCUACUUGGGAAUCCAGGGAGACAAGGAGUACUGUAUCACCAGCGACGACCUGUUCUCACUGCCCUACUGCCCGGGUGCGACCCUGGUGGUGGGCGCGUCCUACGUGGCGCUGGAGUGCGCGGGCUUCCUGGCCGGCCUGGGCCUGGAGGUCACGGUGAUGGUGCGCUCGGUGCUCCUGCGGGGCUUCGACCGGGAGAUGGCCGAGAAGGUGGGCGCCUCCAUGCAGCAGCUCGGCGUGCGCUUCCUGCGCAAGUUCGUGCCCGUGGAGGUCCAGCAGCUGGAGAAGGGCCUGCCCGGGAGGCUGAAGGUAGUGGCUAAAUCCACGGAAGGGACAGAGACGAUGGAGGGCGUUUACAACACGGUUUUGUUAGCAGUUGGUCGUGACUCCUGUACGAAGAAGUUAGGGCUGGAGAAGAUUGGUGUGAACAUCAGUGAGAAGACGGGCAAGAUCCCGGUAAACGACGAGGAACAGACCAGUGUGCCCUACAUCUACGCUGUCGGGGACGUGCUGGAGGGCAAGCCGCAGCUCACCCCGGUCGCCGUGCAGGCAGGCAAGCUGCUGGCUCGACGGCUUUUCGGGGGCCGAUCAGAGAAGUGUGACUACGUCAGCGUCCCCACCGUGGUGUUCACGCCCUUGGAGUACGGCUGCUGUGGGUACUCAGAGGAGAAGGCUAGCGAGGUGUACCAGGCGGAGAAUCUGAAUGUCUACCACACUCUGUUCUGGCCUCUCGAGUGGACAGUGGCCUGCAGAGACAGCAACACUUGUUACGCGAAGAUAAUCUGCAAUAAACUGGAGAACGAUCGGGUGGUAGGAUUUCACGUCCUCGGACCGAACGCCGGGGAGAUCACGCAGGGGUUUGCCGCCGCCAUGAAGUGCGGGCUCACGAAGCAGCUGCUGGAUGACACCAUCGGGAUCCACCCCACGUGCGGAGAGGUGUUCACCACCUUGGAGAUCACCAAGGCAUCGGGACUGGACAUCACGCAGAAGGGCUGCUGAGGCUAGGCCCUGCCGCCCCGUCCUGUCCCGCCCCGCGCGGUGAGACGGCGCGUGUGGCUCAGAACGCCCGCGGGCUGCCCGGGGACAGGAGGCGGGACGGCGCGGGGGGCCCGCUGCCCGGCUGGGCUGGCGGGAGGGCAGGCUCGCUGCCUCCUUGACGUCUUUGCUCAGAGCCUCCAGGUGAGCCAAGACCGACCUCUGCCCGCCAGCUCCUCCGCAAGGCCUCUCUCGACUGACUCACCCAAGUCAGCGCUCCUGCUUGCUGCAGUUUGACCCCCUCCCUGUUGCUUCCGCGGAAACAGUCUCUGUUAUGAAACUGACUCCAGUGGGCGUGUUCAGCGUUUUGAGCUUCAGAGUAAUAUGAAAACAUUCUCAGUACUGUGUUAUGGGAAAUCUAAUUUAAAGUUAUUUAAAACGGUUCUGUUCACAGUCUGUUUACUCACAGCCUCGUUCAGCAAAUGACCAGGUGAUGUCAGGGGCUUCCCUUGGGGUGUGCAUGCCCGUCGGCAUCUAAAAGGGCUGGAGGUGGGAAACCUUCCCUGGGGAGGAGCCUGUUUCCUCCUGAGCAGACCUCCCAGCCCCAAGUCCAGGGUUCCAGACCACGGUGUGGUCCUGGGCUGCCGCCACCCACUGGCCCACUGGUCCUGUGGUCAGAACUUCUUUUUAAAAGAAACUUUAGGCCAGUAAGCAGUUCGGGGUCACCAUC